AUGUCUCCCGACACCAAGCUCUACAAGCAUCGCUGCGUCUAUGCCUCGUGUCCCGAGAGGUGGUCAAGGUUCCCGACCAACGAGGAAGAGCACGAUCACAUAGAGCAGCGUGCCUUGGAAGAUCCGAUUGUUCAUCGACACAUCUUCGACGACCAUAAAUGGCAGACCGAAUCGUUUACCAUCCAGAGCUCCCCCAUGCGGGCAGCCAUCUCGACCGUCCUCGACAAAUAUCAGGAUCUUGACCUCGACGUUGAGAAAUGGACUUUCAAGCCCCCAUUCAUGCCUCUCGUCCACCGCUGGGAUCGUCUGCUCUCUUUGUGCGAGGCCACGGAUGAGGAGCACGAAACAGAGGCUGUAGCCCAACUCCUGGAAUUUCUCACCCCGAUCUUAGCCCCCAAAGUCGAUGCGCUCGUGAAGAUUCGCAAGACUGGAAAUGUCAUGUUCGACGACCUGUGGCAGAUCUUUCCUCCACAUGAGUUUGUCAUCACCAAGUUCUACGGUGUCGAAGCUGUAUGCCGUGUCACCAAAUACAAACUCGUGAAGCAACCUCCAAUGCCACCAUACUGGGAGAUUCAUAUGGAGUAUCUUGACUGGAAUGGCAAUCGUUGCGGCUACGCCAACACCGCGAUUAUCAUCCCGGAAUUCGCUGCCUAUCGACGCGUUACUUCACUACCCGCGUACCCCUUGUCCUUUCAUAACUCGCCCUCCAGGAUUCACGAGCAGAUGAUCGAACGAGGCCGAAAGUUUGAAGCGUUACGUGGUUACCACUUCCAAACCUGUUCUGGAUCAAAGAUCCUAUUGCCUCUGGAAAGUCAGAGGAGCGACCGGUAA
Messenger RNA from Fusarium verticillioides 7600, 831 nucleotides. RefSeq lists its product as hypothetical. Bases 1 to 831 code for a protein of 276 amino acids. The record is from RefSeq and is a predicted model, not a curated record. NCBI's taxonomy places the organism in Eukaryota, Fungi, Ascomycota, Sordariomycetes, Hypocreales, Nectriaceae. The transcript has a single exon.